UACUCAUUAGUCUCUUUCUGUCAAGAAAAGCUGCCCCUUCAUCCUCUUCAUACAAGUCCUGCAAACGUACAAUACAAACCUCAAGGAACACCAAUUAAGUCUUUGAAGUAGAAGAUGCCAAGGCAAGCUCAAAAUUCAAGAAUCAGUUUGACACUCAUUAAUCUCGUUCUUCUUUUAUGCAUCGUAGUCAAAGCACAAGCAGGGCAUCUUGCUGAUGAUGAAGUUAGAGCCCUUGGUGAAAUUGCUGAUCAAUUGGGAAAGAGAGGCUGGAAUUUCAAAGUGGACCCAUGCACUAGUAAUGACCAAAGCUGGACAACAGCACAAGUCAAUUCAAAUCAGCCAUUCUACUACAACAAUACUCUCAUCUGCGAUUGCAACCUUACUAACGAUGGUGUAUGCCACGUUGUUCAAAUAUUUCUUAGAGUGCAGGGUCUCGCUGGUAUACUUCCACCAGCUCUUGCAAAACUACACCACCUGAAGAUUAUUGAUCUCAAUGCUAACUACCUCAGUGGUAAUAUACCAGAAGAAUGGGCUUCUAUGCAGUUGGAAUAUCUGUCCAUCUCCACGAACAACUUAUCAGGACCAAUUCCAACCUACUUGGGAAACAUUACCACUCUUAAAAUAAUGAGCAUAGAGAGCAAUCAGUUUUCUGGAAUUGUCCCCCCUGAGCUUGGAAAUUUGGUUAACUUGGAGUACCUCAUUCUUAGUGCUAACAAUCUCACAGGAGAGUUGCCAGACACUCUCACUAAUCUAAACAAAUUAACAGAAUUUAGAAUUAGUAGUAACAACUUCACUGGAAGGAUACCUGACAUUUUUCGAACUUGGAAACAACUUCAGAAAUUGGAGAUCCAAGCUAGUGGUCUUGAGGGGCCCAUUCCUCCUAGCAUUUCUGCCUUGAGUAAUUUAAAUGAGCUACGAAUUAGUGAUUUAUUUGGAGAAGGUUCAAAAUUUCCGUCCUUGCAUGGCAUGACAAACAUGAGCAGAUUGUUGUUGAGGAGUUGUAAUAUCUAUGGACCAAUCCCUCCUAAUAUUUCAGAUUUGAAACAACUUCAGAUUUUAGAUCUCAGCUUCAACAAAUUGGAGGGAACUGUUCCAGAUCUAGGUGGUCUAGCAAGGUUGGAAUACAUGUUUUUGACAAGCAACUUGCUCAUUGGGAAUAUUCCAGAUUGGAUCAAGAGUAGUACCAAAAAUAUAGACAUUUCUUACAAUAAUUUUUCAAAGAGUUCUGCUCCUGCAUCACUUUGCCCAGAUACACUAAAUUUGUUCAAAAGCUUUUCUGGUAGAGACAACUUAGAACUUCAUGAGUGCUUGGAUGAAUCUCCAUGUUCACAAGAUUUGUAUUCAUUGCAUAUAAAUUGUGGUGGGAAAGAAACCACCGUUGGACGCAUAAAAUAUGAAGGGGAUGAAGACCCAGCUGGUCCAGCGAAAUAUUUUUAUGUGAAACCUAAUUGGGGAUUCAGUAACACUGGUCAUUUUUGGGAUAUUGACAAUACCCAAAAUGACUAUUUAGCAAAUAAUGUAUCCAUACUUACAAUGGGAAAUUCCCAACUAUACACAAGUGCACGACUAUCUCCUCUUUCAAUCACAUAUUAUGCCCGCUGCCUGGCGAAUGGAAAUUAUACCGUGAAACUUCACUUUGCAGAGAUAGUAUUCAGAAGCACUAUAUCUUCUUACAGUCUUGGGAGGCGGAUAUUUGAUGUGUAUAUCCAGGAAAAACUGGCAUUGAAAGAUUUUAAUAUUGAAAAUGAAGCACAAGGGCUUGAUAAAGCAGUCAUUAAGAAUUUUACAGCUGUUGUUACAAAUCAAGUUCUGAUGAUUCGGUUUCAUUGGGCUGGGAAAGGGACAACAGCUGCCCCAAAGAGAGGGAUCUAUGGUCCGCUUGUGUCAGCCAUCUCUGUGGAAUCUGAUCAUAGUCCCCCUGUUGAUGGCAAGAUUGUGGUUGGAGCUGUAGUUUCGGUGCUACUCCUCAUUUUUAUGAUUUUAGGCAUUCUUUGGUGGAAGGUCUGUAUGGGAGGGAGGAUAUCAAUGGAAAAAGAGUUAAGAGGAUUAGAUUUGCAAACUGGUUUUUUUACAUAUAAACAAAUAAAAGCUGCCACUAAUAACUUCAAUGCUGCAAAUAAGAUCGGGGAAGGUGGUUUUGGAUCAGUUUACAAGGGUAUACUAUUAGAUGGUACUACAAUUGCAGUUAAGCAACUUUCUUCAAAAUCAAAGCAAGGAAGUCGUGAAUUUGUGACUGAAAUAGGCAUGGUAUCUGGUUUACAACAUCCGAAUCUUGUUAGAUUGUUUGGAUGUUGUAUUGAAAGAGAACAAUUAUUGUUGGUGUAUGAGUAUAUGGAAAACAAUAGCCUUGCACAUGCCUUGUUUGUUUUAGGUCUUGCAGGUGGCCGAUUAAAAUUGGACUGGCCUGCAAGGCAGAAAAUAUGUGUUGGCAUAGCAAGAGGUCUGGCUUUCUUACAUGAGGAAUCUACAUUGAAAAUUGUUCAUAGAGACAUCAAAUCUACGAAUAUAUUACUUGAUGGUGACCUUAACCCUAAGAUCUCUGACUUUGGUUUGGCCAAGCUUUAUGAAGAGGAGAAUACCCACAUCAGCACUAGAAUUGCUGGAACCAUAGGCUAUAUGGCACCAGAAUAUGCAUUAUGGGGGUUUUUAACCUAUAAAGCAGAUGUUUACAGUUUUGGAGUUGUUGCAUUGGAAAUUAUUUCUGGGAAGAACAAUAUGAAAUAUAGACCUAACGAGAACUGUGUGUGUCUUCUAGAUUGGGCCAUGGUCUUACAACAAAAAGGGAAUUUGAUGGAGUUGGUGGAUCCAGAAUUGGGGUCUGAGUUCAGUAAAGAAGAGGCAAUUAUAAUGAUUAAAGUAGCUUUAUUAUGCAUUAAUCCAUCAGCGGCACUUAGGCCCACCAUGACUGCCGUAGUGAGCAUGCUUGAAGGACGAACAGUUGUUCCAGAAUUGACCAUGGAAGCAAGUAUUUAUGCUAAUGAUGUGAGGUUUGAAUCCUUUAGAGGCCAAUGUCAGACCCUACGAGCAAGCUCAAGUGAAAGUCAGAGCCUCCUUCAGUCAUCAAAUGCAAUAUGGAUUGGCUCUUCUUCUACAUCUGCCCAUGAUCUCUAUUCGAUUAAUCUCGACUCUCAGUAAUAUGAGAAUGCUACUUAUCUCCAGCUAUGGUUAAUGAUAAAAUUUAAAAGAACGAGCAGUGUGAUUUUAAUUUCA
Messenger RNA from Quercus robur (English oak), 3210 nucleotides. Its product is annotated as probable LRR receptor-like serine/threonine-protein kinase At1g07650. The transcript is spliced from 24 exons. Bases 115 to 3135 code for a protein of 1006 amino acids. NCBI's taxonomy places the organism in Eukaryota, Viridiplantae, Streptophyta, Magnoliopsida, Fagales, Fagaceae. The record is from RefSeq and is a predicted model, not a curated record. Gene Ontology annotation, molecular function: protein binding; protein kinase activity; ATP binding. Gene Ontology annotation, biological process: protein phosphorylation.